GAAAAUAACGGCCGUGAGGAGCCGCGUCCACUCCGUGUUUCCGGUCAGUGUUUUUACCUCCGAGAAAAGCAUCUCCUUUUUGUAAUAUCUCACUUCCGCAUUUGUUGUAUCCUAACGGAAAAUUUCAUCUUUUCCUGAAAGACAAAAGAAAAUUAACUGUUCCCUCUAAGAUGGCUAUGGUGAAGAGUGGUUGGCUCCAUCGACAAAGCACCAUACUGCGUCGGUGGAAAAGAAACUGGUUUGACUUAUGGGCUGAUGGACGACUCGUGUUCUACAAUGACCAACAGCGGCGCGACAUGGAGGAUGACAUCCACAUGAGGGUCAACUGCAUUAACAUCCGUAGCUCUGCUGCAUGUCAGGAGCUGAACCCACCGGAGGGGAAGAUGCGUGAUGCCUUGCUGCAGAUAGUGUGCAGGGAUGGACGGGUCAUCAGCCUGUGUGCAGACAGUGCAGAUGAUGCCUUAGCCUGGACCAUGGCACUUCAGGAUGCCAGAAUUAACACGGUGGUCGCUACUCCUCAGAUCGGCUUUGCGCAGGAAGUGAUGGCAUCUGCUCCUCCUCCCUACUCAGAAUACGCUCCCCCACAGGUUUAUGCCCCAGGUCCAUAUGGAGACUAUGUUCCAGCUCCUCCACAUGCCACUCAGAUAGUAUACUCUGCUGAUGGGCAGCCCUACGCUGUUGCAUAUCCCUAUCAGUACCAAGGCGGGUACGCUGCUCCCGAAGUGAACCACGUUAUUAUUCGAGAGCGACAGCGUGAAGAUGGAGGAGAUGUGGCUUUGGGCAUGCUGGCCGGAGCAGCUACUGGUUUGGCACUCGGCUCUCUUUUCUCUGUCUUCUAGUGUCGUGACUAAUAUAACAUUUAUUAGCACACAGUUCCCCCGUAUUCACAGCAUAUGGCUUCUUCUGUGUGCCAUCACAUGAGUUCGAAUGAAAUGUAUCUGUUGGGCUACAUCUAUGAAGCAUGAUUGUGAUGGGAAGUGAAUUACUCACUACGUGUCCUAAAAAAAAAAAAAUCCUUUAUAUUUAACUAUAUAUACACACAGGCGACAAAUUAAAGGAGAAAAACAACAUUAAGUGUCUUAGUAAGAUGUUGGGCCACAACAUGCUGCCAGAACUGCUUCCAUGCACCUUGGUGUUGAUGCUUUAAGUCUCUACAACUCUACUGCGGGGAUGUAAUGCUAUUCUUCCAAAAAAUAUUUAGCGUUUUGAUGAUGGUGGUGGAGCAUGCUGUCUUCAGGUGGAUUUUUAGUUCCCUGUUGGUAUCUGGUCAAAGGGAAUUUAACGAAUGCAGAGGAUAUGGAGACGCAAUUAUGUCAAGUCUUCCAACAGCCUGUGAUGCUAUGCAUAGGUUGAAUUGGUUGAAAAGGUUGACUAGCGCCGCUUGUGACUGCAGAUACAACAGGCCUGCUGCACGUCGUUGAUCCAGUUUAGGACCAACAAUGACACAAGUGUAGCCUACAGUUCCGGUUGUUCCACAGAUUUUUGUCACCAGCCCCCAAGUGGUAGCAAACAGGUAGAUGCAGGUAUGCAAAGUUAUGAAUAGCACCAAAACAGUAGCAUGUUUCGGCUUCAUCAUCUUCCAUAGGAGUUCCGUUUGGUUGAGAUCUGGUGAUUGUGAAAGCCAAAGCACAUACAUUAUUUUCAUUAUUCAGUGAAUGGGGGGCUUCGCCAUCCUUGAAGAGUCCCAUCAGGAAAGAUAUGCAGGUCAUAUAUUGAUUUGCUUUACUCUAAAGAAACAAUUGCCCACAGCAGUACAACAGUCACCAGAUCCCCUCACUGUAGGGCUCAAGGUCAGGUUUUUCCUUUAAUUUGUCACCUGUCUGUAUAAGUAUAUAUACUGUUAGCACUUUCUCAUAUGCCCUGUGUUGCUGUUUCCCAACCCUUUUAUAUCAUCUGAAUAUGAAUGUUCUUAACCAAAAAAAAAAUACAACUAUUACUCACUUUUAAGAGUUAUUAUAAUAACAAGACAGACGCUACUCGUUUCAUCGUACACUUCAGGUCUUCUCAGAUAAGUUUGUUUCACGGAUCACAGGUGUCCUUUGUAUUUGCUAAGUAAUCUUUACAGUGUUUGGUAUUUUUUUCACUGGUUUUAUGUUAAUUUCUGUGUACUGUACUUUUUUGUUAUUUUACUUUGUUUUGGUUGUGAUUAUGCAGUGUUUCUCUGGUUCCUCAGGUUAUUAACAGUGGAGGCAGCCUGCAAUAAGUGUUAUGUAGAGAACUGGAUAAAUGAAAAGCAAUAAUCACUUUCAUUGUAAUAUUUUGAGGGAACCAUUUAGUAGAAUCUGGUAAUGAUAUUGUCUUUACUAGAAAUAAUAAGUCUGUAUGGAGAAACACUAGCAUUUGAGUGAAAAGGGACAUCACUACUCUUGACUCGUAUGUUUGUAUGCUUUAUUUACUGUCAUUUCUUUCAUUGGCAGCUGUUGAAUCAUACUUGUCAUUUGAAGUGUGUUUAAAUUUAUGUUCUGGUUUUUAUUCUCGUAGAUCAGGUAAAUCAUACGCUUGAGAUUAAGUGACAUUUCAAAUGCCCUGGACUUUUUUUUUCACUCCAAAAGCUUUGAAUGUUUUCAGGUUAAUUAUGUUUGUAUUCAAAAUAGUAACUUUUGCCUAAUGGAAAACAUCUUGGUUUGCACAUCAAACAGGUACUUUAUUUAUCAAUGAAACCAACGGAAGAGAUGGAAAAGUAUUUCGGUUUUGCAAGCAGCGCAUCAUUGAUGUCAUUUUUCUACAGGUCUUAAAUUUAUUUGUAGAUGUAAAAUUAAAUGAAACCUGUUAUAUUUCGCUUAAUAAAUGUACUAAUUAAAUUAUGAUUUACCCUGCAUUAUAACUAUGAUAAGAGAUGUAUUUUAACAAUUAAAUAUAUUCAUAAAGUUAAUAA
Molecule: messenger RNA, 2875 nt
Organism: Amphiprion ocellaris (clown anemonefish)
Lineage: Eukaryota; Metazoa; Chordata; Actinopteri; Pomacentridae
Gene: plekhb2
Product: pleckstrin homology domain containing, family B (evectins) member 2
Exons: 8
Coding region: 171-839 (222 amino acids)
Biological process (GO): regulation of cell differentiation
Cellular component (GO): membrane
Source: RefSeq, a predicted model, not a curated record